GCCGCCCACCUGCGGUGCCAGGCCGGGGGGGGGUUCCUGGAGGGGCUUUUUGGGUGCCUCAAGCCCGUCUGGACCAUGAUCGGCAAAGCCUACGCCGCUGAGCACAAGCACCCCCAGGAAGACCCCUGGGAGGUGCCGUUCGAGGAGAUCCUGGACCUGCAGUGGGUGGGCAGCGGGGCGCAGGGCGCCGUCUUCCUGGGCCGCUUCCACGGCGAGGAGGUGGCGGUGAAGAAGGUGCGGGACCUGAAGGAGACCGACAUCAAGCACCUGCGCAAGCUCAAGCACCCCAACAUCAUCACCUUCAAGGGUGUGUGCACCCAGGCACCCUGCUACUGCAUCAUCAUGGAGUUCUGCGCCCAGGGCCAGCUCUACGAGGUGCUGCGCGCCGGGCGCAAGGUCACCCCGUCCCUCCUGGUGGACUGGUCCAUGGGCAUCGCCGGCGGCAUGAACUACCUGCACCUCCACAAGAUCAUCCACCGCGACCUCAAGUCGCCCAACAUGCUCAUCACCUAUGACGACGUGGUGAAGAUCUCGGACUUCGGCACCUCCAAGGAGCUCAUUGACAAGAGCACCAAGAUGUCCUUCGCCGGCACCGUGGCCUGGAUGGCGCCCGAGGUCAUCCGCAACGAGCCCGUCUCCGAGAAGGUGGACAUCUGGUCCUUCGGGGUGGUGCUGUGGGAGCUGCUGACGGGCGAGAUCCCCUACAAGGACGUGGACUCCUCUGCCAUCAUCUGGGGGGUGGGCAGCAACAGCCUCCACCUGCCCGUCCCCUCCAGCUGCCCCGAUGGCUUCAAGGUGCUGCUGCGCCAGUGCUGGAACAGCAAGCCCCGGAACAGGCCGUCCUUCCGCCAGAUCCUGCUGCACCUCGACAUCGCCUCUGCCGACGUCCUCUCCACCCCCCAGGAGACCUACUUCAAAUCCCAGGCGGAGUGGCGGGAGGAGGUGAAGCUGCACUUUGAGAAGAUCAAGUCGGAGGGGACGUGUCUGCACCGGCUGGACUUCAACCGCCGGCGCGAGGAGCUCCGGCACGCCCUGGAUAUUCGGGAGAACUACGCCCUCUACAUGGAGCUCAGCGCCCUCAUGCUGCAGCUGGAGCUCAAGGAGAAGGAGCUGCUCAGGUGA
Molecule: messenger RNA, 1122 nt
Organism: Mesitornis unicolor (brown roatelo)
Lineage: Eukaryota; Metazoa; Chordata; Aves; Mesitornithiformes; Mesitornithidae
Gene: MAP3K12
Product: mitogen-activated protein kinase kinase kinase 12
Biological process (GO): protein phosphorylation
Molecular function (GO): ATP binding; JUN kinase kinase kinase activity
Source: RefSeq, a predicted model, not a curated record